This is a messenger RNA of Tetrahymena thermophila SB210, 2556 nucleotides long. RefSeq names its product transmembrane protein, putative. Lineage: Eukaryota; Ciliophora; Oligohymenophorea; Hymenostomatida; Tetrahymenidae. The record is from RefSeq and is a predicted model, not a curated record. The transcript has 3 exons.
AUGAAGAAUCUAUUUAAACAACUUCUUUGUAUAAAAAAUUAUAUUAUUGGUAAUUAAUUAUUCAAUUUUAAAUCAUCCUUAAUUAAUAAUUUAAAAAACUUUAGGAAUUUAGACUUUUAAAGUAACUUUGUUCUUAAAUAAGAUAUAGAAGCUGACUAAAUUACUUUAAAAAUGAGAGAGGAAAAUAUAUUUGCAAAUCACUCUCUAAAAUUAAUAGAUAGAGGAACUAGAUAUAGAACAUCAAUUAGGAGAACAUAUACUAAUUAAGAUAUAUCUGAUGUUUAUAUAUCAUAAGAUAUCAUAAUUAAAGGGAAAGAAGUACAAUAUGAAAAAGUACUUGUUAGUCAAGUUGGUUAGUUUUUCAUUUUUAUUUCAUCUUCAGCAGGAUUUAUGAUAAUGAUAUAUUAUCUUUGUUCACAAUUUUAUGAAAGCUAUAUGUAUCAUUACAAUAUUUUAGAUACAAUAAAUGCAAACUUUGAAAUUCCUUCUAAUUUGCUUAGAGAAGAUGACAAAAGAAAAGGAGAGUAUAAAAUAGAGAAAGAUAUUUCUGAAAUACAUAUCAAUAUAAAAGAAAAUAAAAGUAAAGCUUAGCAUGAGCAACAACUUUAUAAAAUUGGAUAUUUCUAGUAUUGCUUGAAGUAUUUUUUUAUAAGCAUCAUAGGCAAAUAUAAAAAAAUUUAAUUAAAUGAAAUGAGCAAAUUUUAAUAUUUUAACCAGGCAAAGGCUAAAAUUUUAUAACAAUUAACUUUCAGCUAAAUGAUCUUGCAAGCAAAUUAGUAAUAUAAAAUCAAAUAAUUAAUUUUUAAUAAUGAGUAAAAUUAAAUAUUUAACACUUUGAAUAAAAUUAAAUUAGAAGGAGAUGAAAAAAGAAAUUUCUAAAUCAGUUAUGUCAAUCAAGCUGAUUCGUAAUUUGCAGAUUAUAAAAAACCAAUUAUGUAAAACUAAAAUAAAACAAUAAAUAGCAGUAUUGAAAACAACAAUUUCUGCUAAAAAUCAAAUUUUAGGCAUUUGCAAUUAAGUAAAUUAAACGAGUGGAAGGACUUAUUCGCUUUAUUUAUUGAUUAAAAACUUUAAGAUGAAGUAAAUAAACUUAGCAAUUAAUUCAUGAAUAAAAACCAAAAAUUUUCAAAAGAUGCUUCACUUAUAAAUUUUGUUCAUUAUGAAAUUGACAAAAAGCAAAUACCAACUAAUGAUAAUAGUCCAGUUAAAAUAAGGUAGCCAUCCUAUAAUAAAAGAGAUUUUAACUAACCUAGAAGAAGUUUGAUAGAAAGUCCUUCAAAUUUUAUUAGUAAUAAUAGAUUUUCUUCAACUAUUUUCAAUAUGACUAGUAAAUCUCCAACUAGCAAAUAAGAAUUAUUUAAAGAUUCAUCUCCGAAAUCAAUUAUUAAGUAAAGGAGAAGAACUAAUUAACUUUAGGGAUUUUAAAAAGAAUAGCAAUUCAUAAACUCUGUAAAUAUAAAUUCUCCAAAAAAUAUAAAUAUUGAUUUUAAUUAACAUUUCCAGUAGUUCAAAUAAUAAAGUAUUCAAUCUCCUAAUUAAUUACAUCUAAAGCUAAGUAAAGCAAUUAACACUGAAGAAAACUAAUAAGAAUCUACUUAAUCCAAAAAUUAAAGCUAGAAUUAAUUUGAUAUAAACACCUGCUAAGAAAUCUAAUAAGAUAAAACCAAAGCUAAUUAAACAAAUGCUAGUUAAUUAAAUUUUUAAGUCCAUGAGUUCAAUUAAAUGAUUUAGAGCGAAAAGGAGUAUAUAAAUGAAAAUGAAAAUUAAAACGACAUAAUUAACUAAGAUAAAAACCAAUAAGAUGCUAACAAAUCCAUAGAUAGGAGAAGUAGUACAAGUAAUGUCCUAGUUGAUUUUACUACAUAUUAAUAAUUUAUAAUAAACGAUAUGAUCAAAUAGUAGCAGAUGUAGGAAUAAAUAUAUUCUAAAAAAAGAUCGAAUUCUUUAAAUUUUCAUGGUGUUUCCCCUAUAACAAAAAAGUCAACAUAAAGAAAUUGUAUAUAAGAUGAUCAGCAAGUUGAUUUGAUCAUUUCUUUAAAUUGUAUUUCACCUUAAGGUAAAAAAAAUAAGCAUAAUACAAGUCCAAAUAGAAGUUCAGAUGAGAAUCUUCACUGUGAUAAGCAAACAAUAGAUUCUCACAAUAAUUAGCUUCAAUUAAGUGAAAGGAUUGACUAAAAAAAAGAUAAUCUGAUUUGUAUUUUUGAUGAGUCUAAAAGAUCUAACUCACCCUCAAAAAAUGAUUUUAAAAAUCCUAUAGAGUGUAAAAAGGAAAUUAGUAAUUUACUUCUAAGUAGUUAGAAUUGCAGUGAGGCCGAAGUAUUAGAAAAGAAUAAGAGAAUAACAUUUGAAAAUACUCAACCUUAGUAUUUUAUCCAUUCCUUAAAUGACAUUUAAGAAAAUAUAAUCUUCAACAAUUUGGAUGAAACUAACUAAGAUUAAGUAGUUAAUAAAAAUUAAUUUCUCAAAUCUUAUGUUUUUUCGCCAAGCAUUAAACUCUAAAGUUUAUAUUUGAAGAGCUAAGAAACUGAAAAAAACUCUGAUUUAGGCAAAAUUUGA